Molecule: messenger RNA, 4266 nt
Organism: Scleropages formosus (Asian bonytongue)
Lineage: Eukaryota; Metazoa; Chordata; Actinopteri; Osteoglossiformes; Osteoglossidae
Gene: ripk2
Product: receptor-interacting serine-threonine kinase 2
Exons: 11
Coding region: 575-2338 (587 amino acids)
Biological process (GO): positive regulation of canonical NF-kappaB signal transduction; protein phosphorylation; innate immune response
Molecular function (GO): ATP binding; JUN kinase kinase kinase activity
Source: RefSeq, a predicted model, not a curated record
GCUUGGCAUGUCGGUGUACGUGCUUGACGUUCAGCGUCAUUCGGGGGACUCGGAUAAUGCGAAUUUCACAACGGAGCGGCGUGGACAAAACGGACACGCGCCUGCUGGUGCGGGGGAGCGAGUAGCUCGUGUCCACAUGGGUGAACCGUGAAUGUCUUGAACAGUCGGUUACAGAGCCACACGGCGCAGAUUCGUGUGUCUGCUUCCCUCGGUUGCGUAGUAGAUAAUAACGAACAACGCAGAACAGGCGGGCAGCCGAAGCGAAGAGCAGAGGAGAAGGAUGUCUAAAAGCGCCGCGUCUAUGUAUGUGUAUAUCCCCUUUUGUUGGGAUCUGAUCAUGUUUUCUCACCAGAACGCAGCUAGUUGAACUUGAAAAGAACGAGUUGGCUUAGUUUGAACCGAUGCUUUUCUACGCGUAAACGAACGAAGCGAGGCGUCAAGUGUCACCCGCGGUGGGAAAGAAGAUACUCUGUGUGUGUGUGUUGCAGUCAUUCAUUUUGCCGUUUCACACUUCCUCUUUUUUUUUUCCUUCAACGGGUGACUCGCCUGCCCUGUGAAGGCCCUGUAUGAGUGUAUGUGUGUGUACACACACUGUAAUCUGCGGGAUAGUAUGGAGCACACGGGCUGUGUGAACAUCUGCAAUCUGACGAGCACUUUACCAGUGAUCCCUUACCAGAAACUGACGGACUUGCACUACCUGAGCAAGGGCGGCUUCGGCACCGUGUUCCGGGCGCGCCACUCGGAUUGGCGGACCACGGUGGCCAUCAAGUGCCUCAAACUGGACUCCCCCGUUGGAGAAAGAGAGAGAAACUGUCUGCUGAAGGAAGCGGAGGUUCUACAUAAGGCCAGAUUCAACCAUAUCAUCCAGAUUUUUGGCGUCUGCAAUGAGCCGGAAUUUUUCUGCAUCGUGACAGAGUUCAUGAGCAAUGGCUCUUUGGACCAGCUGCUUCACGAGAAGGACAAGUAUCCCCAGCUACCAUGGCCCCUGCGAUUGCGAAUUCUGUAUGAGAUUGCCUUAGGGGUGAACUUUCUGCAUAACAUGACCCCCCCACUCCUGCACCAUGACCUGAAGACACAGAACAUCCUCCUGGAUGGGGAGUUCCAUGUUAAGAUAGCAGAUUUUGGUCUCUCCAAGUGGCGUCAACUGUCCAUCAGCAAGUCAUCAGGCUCCAAGCCCCCAGAAAUGGGGGGAACGGUGAUUUAUAUGCCACCAGAAGAAUACGAACCUUCCAAGAGCAAAAGGGCCGACGUCAAACACGACAUGUACAGUUAUGCAAUUAUAAUGUGGGAAGUUCUGGCUCGACGUGUACCUUUUGAAGAAGCGACAAACCCCAUGCAGAUCAUGUUCAGUGUGUUGCGGGGGAACCGGCCAGACACAGGGCUCAGUUCACUCCCCGGGGACAUCCCUGGCAGAGGAACCCUCAUUGACCUCAUGACUUGUGGCUGGACUUCUAACCCAGAUGAGCGACCUUCUUUUCUGAAGUGUCUUAUUGAACUGGAGCCCAUGCUGCGUAGGUUUGAUGAAAUCGAGAUCCUGGAAGCUGUGUUGGAGGUGAAGAGACCCAAGAUGUUGCCGCGGCCAGGCUUUCACUCCUUGGUACCAGUAGUUGAGAAGAAUAGAGAGGAGAAGACACUGAACACCCUCAGAGAGAGCAGUGUUCCCUGGCAGGACACAAGCUCUGCUUCUGGCUCUGGUUCUUGCUCCUGCUCCUCCCAAGAAACAGAUGUCUCCCAGCCUGCAUUUCUCACAAUCAGUGCCCCUCCCACUAAAGAUGCUAGCUCCACGUCCCUGAUGCCAGACCCCCCCAAGCCACUGAUUGCACCCAGUAUUGAGGACAAUUUGGAAAACUACGGUCAGGCAGCCCAGCCGGUGCCUGAAUACAACAUCCCCAUCAAGUCAGGCAUCCCAGACAGCGAAUGCGAGUCAAGCCAGUUCACCCUGCAGCAGCGUUUGCUAGCCCCACCCUACGGCACACCUUUUGUCCCACCACCAACGCAGGGCCUGGCGACACAGUGGGUCCAGGCCCGCCGGGAGGAGAUUGUGAAGCAGAUGACAGAGGCUUGCCUUAACCAGAGCCUGGAUGCACUGCUGGCUCGUGACAUGCUUAUGCGUGAGGACUACGAGCUCAUUUCCAACAAACCUACACGCACUGCUAAGGUUCGCCAGCUACUGGACACCUGUGACCGCCAGAGCGAGGAUUUCUGCCGCAUCGUUGUCCUCAAGCUGCAAGAAAACAGGCAGAGUGGCCUGCAGCCCUACCCUGAUUUCCCCUCUACUUCCCCAGUCCCCAGCGCGCCAUUCAUGUGCUCAUACACCAACCCCCGCAACAUACUAUAAAGCCCAGAAAGUGCAUUCAGCAUGCUAACCUCGGAGGGCGCACAUCUUCAUGGCCUGCAGUUGAAUUGAUGGAUCUAUUGGCUCAUGAAUCCCAGAGAGAAACUGACAUUGUGACUAUGAAAGGGCAGCCUCUUCCUUCCUAGAGCACAGAGCUUCUCACCCUGCCCUGUGUAUCGGACAGAAAUGCAAUAUGAGCUAAAAUGAUGGAACACAGAUGCUGAUAAAAUGCACCUUGUGACAGCUGAAGGAGGAAGCUUCUCCAAGCUUUUCCUGAGACUAACAGCUGCUGGAUUAUUGAAGCAUCAUACCUAGCUGCUUGUUACAAACAGACAUGAGCGGUUCUCACAGUGAACUUGUUACGGCUACCGAAAUCCCUGCAGUCAUCAUUUCUCUCAAAUUCUUAAUGCCUCACAUCAGAAGACUAUAACAUAUUGUUUUAUCUUCCAUGCUGGCCACUUCAAAAUAUUUCAUAUGUUUGCAUUCUCGUAUUAGAGUCAUUAAAUUUCCAGCAGACCAUAAUUCACUUCACCUUCACAAGGCCCAAAAUGUUCAGAGGCUAAGUGCUGAAAUGCGGAUUUAAGUUUCUGAAAAUAAGUUGUUCAUUUAUUGUAGAUGUGAUUUAUCACAUCUGCGCUGUUAAACUUGAAUAACCUACUGGAAGUGAGAGGAGGUCCACCCAAGGAAAACACUAGAUCGCCAGAUCUUGUGACAGUUGUUCCGUGUAUGUCAGACUCCCAUUUGCAUAACUUACUCUGCAUUAGGAGCUCACUUCAAAUAUGCAGUGAUCCCAAAGGAAUGCAAUAGUUUUUUUUCCCCCACAUACAGUGACAUUACAUCACUGAAGGGUAGAUGCAGGGAGGGCACACAAACGCACCCACACGGCAUUUCCAGGGUUGGAAUGCAGUGCAAAGUUAGUGACAGUUUUUGGUUCCAUUUCGAUGGCCUUUUUCCUUUGAAACAUCUGUUUUGAUCCCUGUAAACUGUAAUAGUGGUCUGAAGGACAUACACUUUUGAGCCUUACUAGUUUUUUUUAAGAAAAUGUUGUAUUUGUAUAUUCAUGAAAAAAAAUAUUUCUGGAAGCUUCCACUUUCAAUGCCUGUGUUUCAUGCUUUCCACAGAAAGUACCUAUUAUUCUUUCCUACAGUUUUGAAUUUUGUUAAUUUUGCACUUGUAGGAAAAUGAGAUUUGUUUCUUCAUGCGUUACUGUUACAUUGUGUCCAAAGCCCCCUUUGUCAGGAUCUGCACUCUGGAAGUUAAAGGAACACAUGUGGGAUGUAUUUCCACAGAGCCCAUGCUGUCAGAGGAUUCAUGCUUUUUAGUGGUGUCACCUGGAUGCACAGGGCCCACCCAGGGGGCAUUUGUGCAAAUUGUUUUAGAAAAUGAUAGCAUUGUAUUUUUUCUUUCAUUUGCCACUGUUGCUUUUAUUGUACUGAUUGUUCUGCUUCAUUUAAGCCUAAAGUGUAGCUGGCUGAAACCCUUAUGUCUCCUGUGGAAAGGAGACAUUUCUACACAGACAGGUUUCGCUGAAGUGAUCUUUUUGAUGGCACCACGUGCAGUGAAGCCCUUGUAUGCCAUCUGGCUUGUUUGUUAGAGCAAGGGCACAGCAUUGUUGGCAUUCCUUCAGCAUUAUGACAUGCUCUUUCAGAAGCUUCUCAGCAGUACUCGACCGUUUCACUUGCAUACUGUAUACAGACAUGGACUGUUAAUGGUACUCGGCAAAGGAUAUUUUCACUCAUCAGAGUGCAUUUAUUGCCUUACCUGGUGCUACUUAAAUUUGUCCAGAUUCUGUAUCUCCUUACGGUGUUGGUGCAUAUCACCUCAAGUUGUACAAGUGAUAUAAAGACAUACCAAUAUUAGUUUUAAAGUACUGGCGUAAGCGCAUGCCGUAGGUUUUUUUUUUUUUUUUUUUUUUUUUUUUUUUUUGUAUG